AUGGAUCAACAGGCCGAGCUGGAGGUGCUCUUCCAGACGCUAGGCGACCUGCGGUCAUAUCACUCUGCCGAAAUGGCCGCUCUGUCGUGGCUUGUGUACGAUAUCAUCAUUAUGAUACCGCUGGAGAUCCGACACAUUUGGCCAUCCCGGCUGACGCCGGCGAAAAUUUUGUUCUAUAGUUGCCGUGUAAUAGGUCUCUAUAUUCUCUUAUUAGACACUAUUGUCCUUAUCCCAUUAUGGUGUUUGUUUGGGGCCAACACGACCAUCUCGAUUACAUUAUCAAUCGACGUCGUUUCUUCUACUACUCUCACCUCCGCACCUCCGUUCGUCACAAUCGACGGGUGCUUGUCAAGUGUUAGCCGUACCCAGCUCAUGCUUGGAUCGUAUAUCAGUAGCACUUUGUUCAGUGGCACGGCUUUUGUACUUACACUCGCUAAGCUCUACCCCUACUGGAGGAUGAAAUCAGGCGCAGCACCGGUGGCUACGGUGUUCGUAAGAGACGGGACGGUAUUUUUCGUUAUAAUCUUUGUGGUGGAAGUCGUCUCCCUCAUCUGGGGCCAGAUCAUAACCCCCAUCCGCCCCAGCCUGCAAGACCUCGUCAACGUCCUACGCAUGGCAGUAUACUCCAUCUCAGGACCACGAUUGAUCUUGCAUUUGAGGGGAGUGGUGUCGCAGCCGAGUUAUGCGACCGAGAGCAGGACGGAGGUGACAGAGGUAACUGAGGAGAGGAGAACCUCGAAUGACCGAAGCGGAGGAACAGGCGAGACAUCGGAUUGGUCUAUCCCUUAG
Messenger RNA from Dacryopinax primogenitus, 789 nucleotides. RefSeq lists its product as uncharacterized. The record is from RefSeq and is a predicted model, not a curated record. The transcript is spliced from 12 exons. Lineage: Eukaryota; Fungi; Basidiomycota; Dacrymycetes; Dacrymycetales; Dacrymycetaceae. The coding region runs from base 1 to 789 and encodes 262 amino acids.